AUGCUCCAGGGAAGGCCACACUCCAUGGGCGGUAAUGUAGAUUGCAUUCAAAUAUUUGAAUUUUACCGUGUUCCAGGAUGGCAUACAUGCUUAGUUUGCCAGAAAAGUUCAAAUUAUCAAUGUUAUUGUUGUGAUAGAGCUGUAUGCUCUCGCUGCAUUGGUCGUAUCAAUUUUGUCCUUCUUAAAGGGAAGCAUGGAUUCUGCAAUAACUGCCUAAAGCUCGCAUUGCUUGUGGAAGAAGACAGAAAUAUUGAUUCUGAUGGGGAAAGUGUAGACCUCAGAGAUCGGGAAACAUACGAGGGCCUUUUCAAGGAGUAUUACGAGAUAGUAAAAGAAAAAGAAGGAUUUGACAAGAAUAGUCUCCUUGCUGGUAAGGCUAAACUAAAUAAGGAGAAGAUUUGCCAAAUUAGCUCUGAUUCAGAUAAACGUAGUGAAGAAGAGAACGAACACAGUGAAGAAGAGGAUGAGCAGAUUUCUUCAGACAAUGGAGAUUUCAGUGACGGAGAACCUCAGAAGAAAAGGCUUAAAAAGAAGAGAUGUACACAGCAGAAAACAAAGAUGCAAAGAAGUGUCAAUUCAAAGAAAAAAGUAUUUGUUGGAUGGGGAUCAAAAGCUCUUAUUGACUUUCUUCAGUUUACUGGUCAAGAUACCAGAGAAAAAUUAUCCCAAUAUGAUGUCACAUCAAUAGUAACCAAAUAUAUAAAAGAACAUAACCUAAUCCAUCCAGUUAAAAAGAGAAGAAUCCUUUGUGAUGUUCGGUUACAAGCUGUUUUUGGGAAGAAAGUGGUAAACAGACACAGAAUAUUUAGCCUCCUUGAAAGCCAUUUUCUUGAAAAUGAGGAGCAAUUACAAAAGGAUGAGCUUGAUCAUGAUCUUGAAGACGAUGACACAGAAAUUUUGGUGGCUCCUAAAACUGAGAAAAAGGUUGAACAAAAGAAGAUAUCCUCAAUUUGGUAUUCAACUGCAGCACAAAGUCAAUAUGCAGCCUUGAUUCCUGAAAAUAUCAAACUCGUUUACCUGAAGAGGAGCUUAGUGCAGGAGAUGAUCAAGCAGCCCGAGUCCAUUGAAACCAAGAUUAUAGGAAGUUUUGUUCGGCUCAAGUUAGAUCCACGUGACUAUGAGCAGCGUAACUCUCAUCAGCUUGUGCAAAUUGCAGCGAGUGUUUCAGGGAUCAAGCUCAGAUCAAGUGAUAAGUGCAACAGCGAGACUUUAAUUCAAGUUUCAAAUAUGGCCAGAGAUGUUAGCUUGACCAUGCUUUCAGAUGAUGAGUUUUGUAAGGAAGAAUGCGAUGAUCUGAAGGAGAAGGUGAAAGCAGGUCUGCUUGAAAAGCUUACAAUUGUGGAGCUUGAACAGAAAGCUAAAAUCCUUCACGAGGACAUCACAAAGCAUAGGAUUGCUCGAGAGCUGGAAUUGUUGCAAAAACUCAUUGAUCGAGCAAAUGAGAAAGGAUGGAGACAUGAACUUUUCCAGCAUCUGGAGAAAAGAAAGCUCCUACAGCAAGCUUCGUACCUGUCAUUUGUGCUGCAGAAUAUUCCCCAAGUGACUCCAGAGAAAAUAGAGCUUGAAUCUCUAGAUAGGAAUGACAAUCAUAUGCAUCGAGGAAUGGCUGGAGAUGAGAGGAAUGGAAAUAAGAUGCAUCAAUGCGAAGAUGAGACAACCACCCCUACAAAGAAAAAUAUUCCUGGGGUGAUUCCCGAAAAAGUAGGACUUGAACCUCUGGCUGAAAAUGAGGAUGAGAAACUUUCUUCGGAAAAUUUCAGUGAUGGAGGACCUCAGAAGAAAAGGGGUGAAAAGAAAAUAUGUACACAACAGAAAACAAAGAUGCAAAGAAGCGACACUUCACAGAAAAAAGAAUUUGUUGGAUGGGGAUCAAAAUCUCUAAUUGACUUUCUUCAGCUUAUAGGUCACGAUACCAGAGAAAAAUUAUCCCCAUAUGAUGUGACAUCGAUGGUAAGUAAAUAUGUAAAUGAAAAUAACCUUAUCCAUCCGGUUGAAAGGAGAAAGAUCCUUUGUGAUGUUCAGUUAGAAGCUAUUUUGGGGAAAAAAGUGGUAAACAAAGACAAAAUAUUUAGCCUCCUUAUAAGCCAUUUUGUUGAAAAUGAGGAGCGAUUACAAAAGGAUGAGCUUGAUCAUGAUCUUGAAGACAAUGACACAGAAAUGUUGGUGGCUUCUAAAACUGAGAAAAAGGUUGAACAAAACAAAAGAUCCUCAAUUUCGUAUUCAACUGCAGCACAAAGUCAAUUUGCAGCCUUGAUUCCUGAAAAUAUCAAACUCGUUUACCUGAAGAGGAGUUUGCUUCUGGAGAUGAUCAAGAAGCCUGAGUCAUUUGAAACCAAGAUUAUAGGAAGUUUUGUUCGGGUCAAGUUAGAUCCACGUGAUUUUGAGCUGCGUAACUCUCAUCAGCUUGUGCAAAUUACAGCGAGUGUUUCAGGGAUCAAGCAUGGAUCAAGCGAUAACUGCUGUUGCAAGAGUUUAAUUCAAGUUUCAAAUAUCACUGAAAAUGUUUGCUUGAACACGCUUUCUGAUGAUGAGUUUUCUAGUGAAGAAUGUGAUGAGUUCAGAAAGAAAGUCAAAGCUGGGAUUUUCAAAAAGCUUACAGUUGUGGAGCUUGAACAGAAGGCUAAAAUCCUUCAUGAGGACAUCACUAAUCAUCGGAUUGCUCGAGAGCUGGAACUUGCGCUGCAGAAUAUUCCUAGAGUGAUUCCAGAGGAAGUAGAGCUUGAAUCUCUUGAUGGGGAUGACAAUCAAAUGCACCUAUGCUCAGAUGAGGCAACCCUACAGAGAAAAAUAAUCUUGGAGUGAGAGGGAUGGUAAUAAGAUGCAUUAAUGCGCGGAUGAGACAACUCCUCCUGGAGUUGUCAAAUGUGAUCCGGAAAAUGGAGCACCUUGCGCAGGUAGUUAGUAGAUGUAAUGAUGCUAUGUGCAACUCACCAUCUUCUCCUUCCUUGUUUAAAUUGGUGUUGUCAAGCCUUUGCUGGAAAACUUUAGUAGAUCGUCUUUGACGGAGAGAAGAUGCUUCUAUCAGUUGCAGAUCUUACCUUGGUAUUUUGAAUUUAGUUGCGACAAAGAUUAUUCAGUUUUAGCUUAUUACAGCCAGUUAAAACUUUUUCCGGACCGCUUUAGUUGUUAUGAAAAAAACCAGGUUUACUCAUAUCAUGAUUCAUGAGAAGGAUCAAGGGGUAUAUGGUUUAUUCUUUUCAACUUAUCUCCAUUUUCCAGAAAUCAUCUUUUCUGAACUUGCAUGUCUUCCCUCUGUGCACAUGUCAUUAG
Solanum verrucosum is the source of this 3270-nucleotide messenger RNA. Its product is annotated as zinc finger CCCH domain-containing protein 19-like. Lineage: Eukaryota; Viridiplantae; Streptophyta; Magnoliopsida; Solanales; Solanaceae. The record is from RefSeq and is a predicted model, not a curated record. Gene Ontology annotation, molecular function: DNA binding.